This is a messenger RNA of Pyrenophora tritici-repentis Pt-1C-BFP, 1575 nucleotides long. RefSeq lists its product as uncharacterized. NCBI's taxonomy places the organism in Eukaryota, Fungi, Ascomycota, Dothideomycetes, Pleosporales, Pleosporaceae. The record is from RefSeq and is a predicted model, not a curated record.
AUGGCUCUCGAUCGACUGACUAUCAGAGCGAAGAAGAGCAUCUCCGACCUCUUCUCUCUGAUGAGCCUUCAAAAUGAGCCAUCCUUUCCGCCUGAUCAUCAGAAAGAGAACGAGAUCUCAGAUCCGAAGGGCCCCAGUGUUUCUUCGAUGAGUGUAGGCUCUGCAGCAGCAAGCGUCGGCAACGAAUCACCCAGCGAGGAUAGCCCAUCGAAACGCAAGGGUCUGAUGGGUUCGCUGCGAAAACAAAAGCUGCGAAGCAUUGGUUCUCUACGAAGUCUUCGCUCGCCUACCAAGACCAAGCAGACUGAUAUCAUUGUACCGGUACAACCCUCGGUUGAUGUGAUCGCUGUCUGUCAGAAACCUCAUACUCCAAAUCAUCCUCGCCAAUCGUCCCUCGUACUUGACUUCCAAGAGUCCCCUCCCGGGCAGCCGAUCUUUGAUCUUAGCCACAAAGAGUACCCCAGCUCCGGAUUUGACAUACGUCACUCAUCACCCGUACCUGUUCCUGCUCCAAACAAGCAGAGCCUGCGAUCGCCGGUCGAGCUAUCUGCCAUACCCAAUGGAACCGUUGUAUCUUCCCCGGCCCCAAUUCGGAAGAUCUUGGACCUGGAUAAUAAUACUGAAGAUAGCCCAUCAAGGGUUUUCGGUUCCUGCCGUGUUCCGAGCAUGAUCAUGUUGAAGGCAACAGCUCCCGUGAAAAAUCCUCUCUCUGACAUGCUUCGAGCUGCUGCAGAUCACUACCUUGUUCCGACCAUCGAUGCGCAGGAGAAGCCGAUGAGCUCGGAAUCGAUUGCGGAGACGAUUGAACUCAGACAAACAAAUAGCAACACAGAAUCAUGGAGCGCAUGGUCCGAGUAUCGCCGCGGCCUCCUUGACGAGUUCGAUGAAAAGAGUCCACCCAAGGAUGAGGUGCCUAUCGAGGCAAGCAAGGAGACAGCAAACAAUGAAGCAGUUGAAGUAGUGGAUAAGCAAGAAGAUGGAGCUGAUGCAAGACCCAAUGCGACAGCACUAGAUCUUCUCCGUCAAAAGCAACGUGCGAAUAUCUACCGCCGAGCAGACGGAAAACGUCAAAUGCAAGUUAGACUCACCAACGCAGAUAUUGGAAACGCAGAUGGAUUUGACAGGCAGGACGAGAAUGAAGUUGUCUCUGCGGGCCGGGAUGAAGACUUUACUGCCGCCGAGAAGAUAGUGUCGAAUAUGGGUGUCUUUGUUCGGGACGAUGAGAUCCUAGUCAAGGCUGAAGGCAUGGAGCUGACACCUGACGAGGCGCAUGCAGCAGGCAGAAUUCCAGCAUACGUGGACAUCGAUCUGGAAUCGUCCAGCCCCGAAGAGCUGGGGAAGCGCGGCAGCUCUUGGGGAGCCCAUACUGGACUUUACGACGGCACCGGCUACGGACCAGGAUCCACUUCACGUCCUAUGACUGCCAUCAAUGUAACGGAAGGCGACCAUGAGAGCUUGAUGCUAGUGCGAACGCGGGCCAACAACCUUUCCACCGGUACAGCAAGCUCGGAUACGCGAGAGUACAAGGACUACGCGGACUUUGAGGAUUUCCUUGCCACCCGCCACGUCUCCUAG